GAAGAAAAAGAAAAAGGACAAGAAGAAGAAGAAGAAGAAGAAGAAGGACAAGAAAAAGGAUUCCAGCUCUUUAUCUUCAUCCUCGUCUUCAUCUUCUGACAGUGAUAAAGACAAGAAGAAAAAGAAGAAGAAGGACAAGAAAAAGAAGAAGAAGAAGGAUAAGAAAAAGGAUGAAGAGCAGAGUGAAUCCUGCAGUGCUGAGGCUCUUUCAGCAGCUGAUGGUGAGACUGCAGGACCAUGUGCAGAUGGAGAUAAAAACACAGAUGCAGCUGCUGACAAGGUCAAGAAAGAGCUGAAAGCAACAGAAGAAGACAAAGUGUCCUCUUCAUUGGCAGGGGGAGCAAAGGCAUUCCCUGAUGGUAUGGAGGAAGGCCACUUGAGUGAUGAUGAGGGAGAAGGAGAGGACGAGAAGGAUAAGAAGAAGAAGAAGAAGUUGAAGAAGAAGAAGAAGAAGGAUUCUUCUUCUGACUCCUCCAGCCAUUCUUCUAGUGAUGAUGAUAAGAAGAAAAAGAAGAAGAAAAAGGAUAAAAAGAAGAAGAAAAAGAAAGACAAGAAGAAGGACUCAGAUUCUUCUAGCAGUGAUGACGACAAGAAGAAGAAAAAGAAGAAGGACAAAAAGAAGGACUCAAGCUCCAGUUCAUCAAGUUCAUCUGGUAGCUGCAGUGGCAGCGACAAGGAAAAUAAAAAGGACAAGGACAAGAAGAAGAAAAAGAGUUCGGGCACAGAUGGAAGUGACACUGACAAGAAGAAAAAGAUUGACACCCUUGAUGCUGAGCAAAGCACUAAGCCAAAAACAGAAGUUUCAGGCUCAGGUGGCAGCACCCUAUCAGCUCCCAGUGGCAGCAGCUUUAAGCACAGUGGUGCUUCUGCCGGUCCUACUGCCGGUCCUACUGUCGGUCCUACUGUCAUCUCCUACGUGUCACUCCCAUCCAAGCCGACAGUGAGUACAGAUCCUCUGAAUCCUUCAGCUUUCUCCAAGCCUUCUGUCUCCAGCACUUCACUGAGCAUGGGCGACAGGGUCACCAUCCGCAGACCUCCCAGCCCCAUGGAGUCUCUGAUGGGGAGCCCAAGGAGGUAUGGAGACGUAGGGGCCCGUACCACUAGCCACCUGAGUGCUAGUGACCUACUGAAAGGCCCCAAGCCUUACCAAUGAUGAGAUGUCACAGACCAAACUAGAUGUUACGUUUUGUUUUUUUUAAAUGCGUGACUUACAUGACACUGGUUGAUGUUGAAUGGGAUGAUGAGGUGUUGGUUCACAAUCAUAGAGAAUAAUUCAGAAUCCUUCCAGAAUCGUUUUGCAGAAUAAAACAAUAUGAUUUUA
Molecule: messenger RNA, 1321 nt
Organism: Epinephelus lanceolatus (giant grouper)
Lineage: Eukaryota; Metazoa; Chordata; Actinopteri; Perciformes; Serranidae
Source: RefSeq, a predicted model, not a curated record